GCGAGAGAACUUUAUAAGUGAAUGUGAAGUCAAACGAGCAAGAACUAGUGGUAGCAAUGGAGCUAACAUACAUACCGUUCGUGCUCAUAGCAGUGCUCUGUUCUCUUUACUAUUACUUCACAAGGACGUUCAAUUAUUGGAAGGACAGAGGCAUCGUUGGACCAAAACCAAUCCCACUGUUUGGUAACAUCAAAAAUAGUGCACUAAGAUAUGAAAAUCAUGGGGAGACGAUCACUAAAAUUUACCAGCAGUAUCCAAACGAGAAUAUCGUCGGUUUAUACAGAAUGACCACCCCAACUCUUCUGAUCAGAGACCUGGAUAUUAUCAAACAGAUUAUGAUUAGAGAUUUCGACAAAUUCUCCGAUCGUGGGUUCGAGUUCAGUGAAGAUGGUUUGGGAACAAAUCUGUUCCAUGCUGACGCUGAUACUUGGAGAAUACUCAGAAAUCGUUUCACACCGCUGUUUUCAUCUGGGAAAUUAAAGAAUAUGAUCCAUAUGAUGAUCGAACAAGGUGACAAGUUUAUAAAAUACGUCCAGACUACUACGAAUAAUCAAAAGGAAAACGAAAUCUACAAUCUGCUACAGAGAUAUACGUUGUCCACAAUAGCAGUAUGUGCCUUUGGUAUGGAUAUCACUGAUAUUUCAGAUAAGAAUUCAUUAAUUCAGACCUUAUUUAGAGUGGACCGUGAAAUAUUUACCCGAACCUUUGCAUUCGAACUGAUUCUAAUGUAUCCGCGUUUAUUCAAAAGGUUGAACUUGUCAGUUUUUUCUAUAUACGUCACGAAUUUCUUUUAUAAACUAACAAAAAUUGUAAUCAAGAAGAGACAAGGCGAACCCACAGAGAGGAACGAUUUUGUAGAUUUAAUUUUGCAAUUGAGAAAACAAAAAGAGAUUCACUCAACGAAAAUAGAUGAGAAAAGAAUGCACUUGAAGAUAUCGGAUAGUGUUAUCGCCGCGCAGUGUUUUGCGUUUUUCGCGGGAGGAUACGAAACUAGUGCCACUACAAUGACUUACAUGCUAUAUCUUUUGGCGAAACAUCCGCACAUUCAAGAAAAAGUGUAUCAAGAAAUAGAUGAAGUACUCGAGACGCAUAACGGCGAAUUGUCCUACGAUACAAUCAAAGAUAUGACCUAUUUAGGCAAGGUAUUCGACGAGACACUCCGUUUGUUUUCUCUAGUGGAGCCAUUGCAACGGCGUGCUAAAUGCGAUUAUAAAAUCCCAGGCACUGAUGUGGUUAUCAGAAAGAACCAAAUAGUGUUAAUUUCACCUCGUGGUAUUCACCAUGAUUCUAAAUAUUAUGCAAACCCAGAAGUGUUUGAUCCUGAGAGAUUUAAUUCCGAAAAUGCAGCUGCUAGGCAUCCUUGUGCCUACAUGCCAUUCGGAGUUGGCCCAAGGAAUUGCAUUGGCAUGCGCUUCGCUAAACUGCAGUCCUUCAUAUGUAUUGUAAAAUUUCUAUCGAAAUUCCGGGUAGAACCGUCUGAGAACACGCUGAAGGAAAUGAGAUUCGAUCCAACAAAAGCUGUAAUGUCGCCAUCUGAUGGACUUAUGGUAAACAUAAUGCCGAGGGAAUAACUUCGAUAGAACUAAUUAGGUAAAAGAAGGUAACAGAUAGUUCGAUACUCCUUAUUGUUUCCUCCAAAAGAUUACAAUAGUAAACUUAUUAUAGAUACAAACAAUUACAAGAAAUGAUCAUAGUGAGAAAACAAUGGGCAGCCUUAUCGCUAAAAGCGAUCUCUUGCUGGCAACUGAACUAAACUAUACAAUUAAACCUAUAAACCUUCUCAUUAAAUCAUUCUCUCCAUAAAUGAAAAACACAUUAAAAUCCGUUUGGUAGUUUAAUAGAUCUAAGUGUACAGACGGUGGAAAACGACUUUAAUCUAUACUACACAGAGAUAUGAUCUGGCUGGUCUAGCCGUAUCUAUGACACUUAUUUAUUUAUUUAUUUAAUUUAUUAAAGGUAUCUGUCUGUCUUUUAGUAUUCUGUUUAUAACAGUUAUCUGAUUCUAGGCAUUACAUUCACUAGAAUCAAAUAAAUCUAGACGUCUAAGUGAUGUUUUAAUCUUAAACAUAAUACUUGACUCGAUUACAUUCUUUUAUAUUAUGUCUUAGUGUAAAAAAAAAAUUAUUAUAAUUAAUUAAAAAGUAUUAAAAAUAUUUUUAUUCAAUAAUAAUGUAUUAAUGUGUAAAUAAUAAUAAUAUAAAAACAUUGACAAUAUAUGUAAUACAAUUUAUAAUGUACCUUGUUAUAAAAAAUAAGUUCUAAUAUAAAUUUAAAUAAUUAAUAAUGUAAAUAUAAUAUUCAUAAUGUAAAUAUGAUAUGCAUAGUGUAAAUGUAAUAUACAUAAUAUAAAUUUAUUUAAUGCAUAAUUUUUUUUUUCUUUUUCUAGUCUGCUAAUUGGCAAUCUGUUCCUUAUAGAACAAUAAUCCAAUCUGCUGUUUGGAUGAAAAAAAAAUGCUUUAAUUAUAUUUUUAAUUUACACAA
Galleria mellonella (greater wax moth) is the source of this 2481-nucleotide messenger RNA. RefSeq names its product cytochrome P450 6B6-like. NCBI's taxonomy places the organism in Eukaryota, Metazoa, Arthropoda, Insecta, Lepidoptera, Pyralidae. The transcript is spliced from 2 exons. Bases 57 to 1571 code for a protein of 504 amino acids. The record is from RefSeq and is a predicted model, not a curated record. Gene Ontology annotation, molecular function: oxidoreductase activity, acting on paired donors, with incorporation or reduction of molecular oxygen; heme binding; monooxygenase activity.